Molecule: messenger RNA, 123 nt
Organism: Penaeus vannamei (Pacific white shrimp)
Lineage: Eukaryota; Metazoa; Arthropoda; Malacostraca; Decapoda; Penaeidae
Source: RefSeq, a predicted model, not a curated record
AGAGAGAGAGAGAGAAGGAGAGAGAAGAGACGAGAGAGAGAGAGAAAAGAGAGAGAGGAGAGAGAAAGAGAAAGAGAAGAGAAAGAGAAAAAGAAAAGAGAAAGAAAGAGAAAGAAAGAGAAA